Heteronotia binoei (common prickly gecko) is the source of this 744-nucleotide messenger RNA. It is a transcript of the gene SAMD15, whose product is annotated as sterile alpha motif domain containing 15. Lineage: Eukaryota; Metazoa; Chordata; Lepidosauria; Squamata; Gekkonidae. Gene Ontology annotation, molecular function: protein binding. Bases 1 to 744 code for a protein of 247 amino acids. The transcript is spliced from 3 exons. The record is from RefSeq and is a predicted model, not a curated record.
AUGGACGCGGACGGUAAGCCCGACGAAGUGGUGGAGGACGAAGACGAUGAAGACGACGAGGUCGGCGAUGACGACGAAGACGAAGUCGACGACGACGAGGAGGAGGAGGAGGAGGGGGGUGGCUCUUGGGUCUCCCGCCGAAGGCGCUUGACGCGCCCGCCCGAGGUUCAUGUGGAGGAGCUCAAACGGGACUCCAAAUUGAGCCUCGGGACUGAAUCGAAAGAUUUUACAGAAGAGGAAACUGAGGAAGAAGAACCCGGAAGCCAGGCCGAGUCUCAGCCCGCGAUGGGUCCUGCCUUUUUAACCUGGACCCCCGAGGAUGUGGCUGAUUGGAUAGCGUCAUUGGGCUUCCCCGAAUAUAGGGAAUGUUUUACUGAAAACUUUAUCUCUGGGCGCAAGCUCAUCCAUGUAAACUGUUCAAAUCUACCGCAGAUUGGGAUAACUAAUUUUGAACAUAUGAAGGAAAUUUCCUGUCAUGUGCGACAACUGCUGGAAAUAAAGGAGCCUCUUUUUUCCAGAAGCAUUGCUCUCCCUUACAGAGAUAACAUGGGCUUAUUUCUCGAACAAAAAUCUCGAACUGGAAAAAAAAGUGAUGCCCUCACCUAUUCUAAGUUUAUCCAGGAUGCACAGUUACAGAUGUAUGAGCCAUCUCCAAUUCCACCUUCAAUUCCACGUUCUUCAAUUCCACGUUCUUCAAUCCCAAGUCAAGUGCCAAGUCCAGAUUUAAGUUCAGUUUCAAAAUAA